GUAAGGUUUAGAGUCCUCCACGUCUCACUUCGUGUCACAUCCUUGCAAACACAUGGCUCCAGCCCCCUCCAUACAUAUAUGAAAAGCUAGCAAGAAACCCUUAAACCCCAGAAAACCCAAGCUUCUCAAAGACUCUCUCUUUCUCUCAACUAUUGCACUGAGACGCAAAUCAAUGGCGAACAAAGAGAUGGAAGUGGUGAAGGGUGUGGACCUAAAGAGGUACAUGGGUCGGUGGUAUGAGAUAGCCUCAUUCCCAUCGAGGUUCCAGCCCAAGAAUGGUGAAAACACAAGGGCUACAUACACCUUGAGAGAUGAUGGGAUUGUGAAUGUGCUCAAUGAGACCUGGACUGAUGGGAAAAGAGGGUCCAUAGAAGGCACUGCAUACAAGGCUGACUCCAAGAGUGAUGAAGCCAAGCUCAAAGUGAAAUUCUAUGUGCCUCCCUUUCUGCCCAUCAUCCCUGUCGUUGGGGACUACUGGGUUUUGUUCCUUGAUGAUGAUUAUCAGUAUGCCUUGAUUGGAGAGCCUAGCAGGAAGUCUCUUUGGGUACUGUGCAGGCAAACCCAUCUAGAUGAUGAGAUCUACAAUCAACUGGUUGAAAGGGCCAAAGAAGAGGGCUAUGAUGUGAGCAAGCUGCACAAGACGCCACAGAGUGAUCCUCCACCAGAGGGAGAAGAAGGGCCUAAGGACACCAAAGGCUUUUGGUGGAUUAAAUCCCUUCUGGGGAAAUAGGGUUAAUCACAAUGGUGUAUUGGGGUUUCACUGUUCAAGUACAUAUGAAAUAAAAGAUGAAAACCCUGACUGCAGCAUCCAGAUUAGGGAUAUUUCUGUGUUCAUUUGCUUUUUGUAGUUGUUGUACAGCAGGAAAUGGCGUACAAGUGUGUGUGUGUGUGUGUGUGUGUUGAGUUUUGACGCCCAAACUGUGAAGUUUUAAGUUGUGAACUAUUUACCUAAAUCUCAUCUGGGUCUGUUCAAUUUGCUUUGAUGUGAAAAUCUGCCAUGGAUUAUAUAUAUAAUCAAUGGCUACUGGAUAUUAUAAUAUUUGUGAAAUAUUGAUGUGAUAUAUUAUAUGAGAUUUCCAUAAUUAUGUAUA
Messenger RNA from Corylus avellana, 1091 nucleotides. It is a transcript of the gene TIL, whose product is annotated as temperature-induced lipocalin. Gene Ontology annotation, biological process: response to reactive oxygen species; lipid metabolic process. The record is from RefSeq and is a predicted model, not a curated record. NCBI's taxonomy places the organism in Eukaryota, Viridiplantae, Streptophyta, Magnoliopsida, Fagales, Betulaceae. Gene Ontology annotation, cellular component: cytoplasm.